CCAGAAGCGAGAGCUCACUCGUGUCAGACACAUUCUGCCAGACUCCACAUUUUAAUUCAUUCAAGAUUCAGAACAGCUGUAUUAAAUCAGUAUGGCGAAGUGGGGAGAAGGAGACCCUCGCUGGAUCGUGGAGGAGAGAGCGGAUGCUACAAACGUCAACAACUGGCACUGGACGGAGAGGGACGCCACAAACUGGUCAUCGGAGAAGCUGAAGGAGCUGCUCAUGGGAUUGUGUGUGGAGAGUGAAGAAGGCAAGUGUGAGGUCACAGAGGUCAGCAAGGUGGAGGGAGAAGCAUCCAUCAAUAAUCGCAAAGGGAAGCUUAUAUUCUUCUAUGAGUGGAAUCUGAAGGCUGCCUGGACAGGGACAUCAAAAUCAGGCAUCAAAUACAAGGGGAACAUUGAAGUUCCAAACCUUUCAGAUGAAAAUGACAUGGACGACCUUGAUAUCAGUGUGAGUCUUUGUAAAGAUGAGCCUGAGACGGCGCUGCUUUCUCUGAUGAGGAAGGAGGGAGCUGAUAAAAUUCGCACAGCACUGGCCAGCUAUGUGGGGUUCCUCAAAACAGAGUUCACACAGGGCAUGAUCCUGCCCACAGCCAAUGGUGUGACAAAACAGCAAACAGCCCAGGCAACAACUAAGACAAGCAAAACUCAGAUUGGCUCAUGUAGCACCGCUCCUCCUCCUUCCAACACAGGGGUAAAAAUCCCCACCUGCAAGUUCUCAUUAAAGGACACCUUCCUCACCUCACCAGAAGAGCUUUACAGGGUGUUUCUCAAUCAGGAGUUGGUUCAGGCUUUCACACGCAGUGGCGCCAUGGUUGAGGCUGAAAAAGGUGGGAAGUUUCGCCUUUUGGACGGAAAUGUGAAUGGAGAGUUUCAGGAGCUGGUACCUGAGCAGAAGAUAGUCAUGAAAUGGAGGUUCAACUCAUGGCCUUGUGAGCACUAUGCGACGGUGACAUUGACUUUCAUAGACAAGGGUAAUGAGACGGAGUUAAAGAUUGAAUGUCGGGCGGUUCCUGAGAGUGAAGAGGAACGAACACGAGAUGGCUGGCAGAGGUAUUACUGCCACGCUAUUAAACAGACAUUUGGCUACGGCGCACGACUCUGCUGAACCUAGGAUGUAGCAGCCACAGUUUUUGGCUCUUUCCUUUGUUGUAUUGUUUUUAUUUUUCAUUUCGCUCCACCUACAAAUAAGAGAAGGAUCUGAAUGUGACUCUACUGAACGGCAGGCAUCACAUUGGUCCAUUAUCAUGCUUUUUUAUUUGGAUGAUUUUGAUGUUUACAGUAAAUAAAGAAAAAGAAAUUGAAAAGAGACGAAAGAGUGCUAAAGGGGAGACUUGGGUCAUAUGAAAUAUCUGUAUGUGUGUAAUAUAAUAUAAUUGUUUUAGCAUGGUAACUCUCUGAUGGCACUCCUGUCCUGUCAACGGUCACAGGGUUGAAUGGUGCCUUUUAAUGCACUGGGCGGCUUUUGUCAGAGUUAUGAAAAUUGGAUCUUCAUGAUGGUUUGGAGGAACAAUAAAGAGAUAUUUCAGACCA
Megalobrama amblycephala (Wuchang bream) is the source of this 1533-nucleotide messenger RNA. RefSeq names its product AHA1, activator of heat shock protein ATPase homolog 1b (gene ahsa1b). The record is from RefSeq and is a predicted model, not a curated record. Gene Ontology annotation, cellular component: cytosol. Gene Ontology annotation, biological process: positive regulation of ATP-dependent activity; protein folding. Gene Ontology annotation, molecular function: ATPase activator activity; protein-folding chaperone binding. The transcript is spliced from 9 exons. NCBI's taxonomy places the organism in Eukaryota, Metazoa, Chordata, Actinopteri, Cypriniformes, Xenocyprididae. The coding region runs from base 92 to 1108 and encodes 338 amino acids.